UGGAACUCUUCACCAUCAGUAAAAAACUAAAAAAAUCUAGAGAGAUGCUCCUCCUUCUCUCUAGAAAUUUCUCCCCAAAUCCUUUAAGGUUUGGUGGCUCUUUCCCACCCUCAUGGUGGCCCUUGCCUUUUCACCCCUAUGGUGGUCACGUCCCUCUCUUUUGAGAGCAGCCUCCUUCCCAUCUGUUGUCUUUUCAAGUCUUCACAAUACCAACGGUAAAGUCUCCCUUUCUUCUGUUUCGGCCACCACCGGAGCCACCACCACUAACAAAGAACAAGUUAGUUGUGGGUUUUCUUCACAUCCCACACACCUUUUCGGCGGAUGCUUCUCGCUCUUCGGCUACUCCUUCUCUCUCGCUGCCCGGAACUACUCGUCCUCCACCGAAGCCGCCAUGGGCUUAGGGUGUUGUCAACUCGUGCUCAAGGUGUUUGAUGAUAGGUCUCAAAGAAGCUCGGAUGAUGGUACUGUAUUUUUUAGGAAGAACCUUUUCAGGGCUGGUGCAAAUCAAUCUCCUUUUUCCAUUCAACAUUUGAUUCAUCCACAAAUUGUGAGUUUUUUCAAUAUUGUGAACCGGUAUAAUCGACUUGCGCGUGAUAAAGCUAGUGUUAAAGCUAAAGAUAUGAUCCUUAAUUUGAUAGAUAUAAAGAUUGUGGUUCCUAAACUCAUUUGUAUCUUGCGGAAGAGUUAUGUUUGGUGGAUUGGAUUAAGGAAUUGGUUUGGUAACUCCUUUUUAGGUUCUUUUUUCGCUAAGUUUGUUGAAGUCCAUAGCUUGUUUGGCUCAAUUAUUAGUGUUGUUGUUAAAUUGUGGAAGGGAAAUACCCUAACAAAAUCUCUUUCACUAUGUUUGUACCUUUCGUUUUUCAUCUAUUGAAUGAGUUUGUUUUACCGUAAAAAAAAAGUAAAGCUUAU
Molecule: messenger RNA, 909 nt
Organism: Vicia villosa (hairy vetch)
Lineage: Eukaryota; Viridiplantae; Streptophyta; Magnoliopsida; Fabales; Fabaceae
Exons: 2
Coding region: 113-871 (252 amino acids)
Source: RefSeq, a predicted model, not a curated record